GGACUUUGAGAGGCCGGGGUGAUGGCGGGACAGCUGGCUUCUGGUGGAAGGUAUGGUUGUCUCCUUAACCCUCGCAGACCAACCGCGCUGGGAAGUGCAACGUGCAUUCGGUGCCGAGAGACGAACGGGUGCAAAAUGUUGCAGCGUGAAAUAAGUGGCGGUGUGUGGUUAAUCUGCAGCGCUCACUUUUAUCAUAACAAUGCUGGCGAAACACUCAGCAACUCAGGCAGCAUCUGCGGAGAGGGAACCAGUGAACGUUUCUGCUCGGAGGCUCCUUAUCGUCUCUCUUCACCUGGAUGCGCUCAACACUCGAAAAUCCAUGAGGAUGUCAAGGACUAUUAUGGAAAGAGGGUGAAGAAAACAGAUGAUCUGGUGCUGAAUGCGUGUGUCACUCCCGCUAAAGCACUCACUAAACAUGUGCAGGAUGCAUUGAAAGAUGUUCAUGAGGAAGUAAACUCCAGAUACUAUGGAUGUGGACUCGUGGUUCCCGAAUGUUUGGAGAACUGUCGGGUUCUGGAUUUGGGAAGUGGGAGUGGUCGGGACUGCUAUAUGCUCAGCAAGCUGGUUGGAGAGACAGGCCAUGUGACUGGGAUCGACAUGACUGAUGAGCAGAUUCAACUGGCGAAGAAGUUUGUUGACUAUCACACGCAGAAGUUUGGCUUCAGUAAACCCAAUGUGGAUUUCCUUCAAGGCUACAUUGAAAAACUUGGUGAUGUUGGAUUGAAAGACAACAGCUUUGAUGUUAUUAUAUCAAAUUGUGUGAUAAACUUAUCGCCGGAUAAAACAGCUGUGCUGAAAGAGGCAUAUCGAGUGUUAAAGGAUGGUGGUGAGAUGUACUUCAGUGAUAUCUACGCUGAUUGUGAGCUUCCAGAGUCUGUGAGGACACACAAGGUUUUGUGGGGCGAAUGUCUGGGUGGAGCUCUGUGGUGGAAAGAGUUCUUCAAAAUUGUGGAGAAGGUGGGUUUCAGUGCCCCGCGACUGAUCAGUGCCAGCAAGGUCCCUGUGGUUAAUAAAGAACUUCAGGAGUUAACUGGUGACUGCAAGUUUGUUUCUGCCACUUACCGACUGUUCAAAGUCCCAGCUGCUGUUCCAAGGGAGAAAAGCCAUGUAAUUUACAACGGCUCGAUCACGGGCUGCAGAGAGAAGCUGGAGUUUGACGUCAACUACACAUUUAAUGAAGGGCAGACCGUGACCGUGGACGAGGAAACGGCAGCAAUUCUCAAGAGCUCACGAUUUGCAGAUGAAUUCACCAUUCAGUCGCUUGGCAAAGGGUCUCCCAGCUCUGGAGGAUGCCCACCCAUCGAGUCACAGGGUGCUGCUGUUGAUCCUUUCUGGCUGUCAGAGGGAGGGAUUCCAUCCUGCUCCACAGCGUGCUCCGUGCAGAGCAAAGGUUGCUGCUGAAUCAGCGCCCUGCAUUGGAGGAAAGAGAUCUGCUUGCUCCGAUAAUCAGUAAACAUAAUGUCAAGAAAUGAUUGGAGGGAAAAGUGAGGUUGGCCUGAGGAGGGUCAGAAUUGAAUGCUCCUCCACCCUGCCCACUACCGUGCUGCCUUCCCCAUCCCCCUUUGAGGAACAUUGCUAAGUUAUCCCACUUCCCACCACUUCAGUGCAGGGAUGCUGAGGUCAGUUAUCACCUCCUGCAGCUGGUCCUGCUAAACUCGGGGCUCGUGUUUCAUUUUAAAUGACUCUGUUUUGGAAACUCCCAGGAGUUCCUGCGCUGAGUGUGCCUGUCACAAGAUCACGGCUCGCAAUGAUCCAGCGUCUCUAGCACACGUACCUCAUGGGGGCAAUAUUGACGGAAAGUGAUUUUGCUUUUUAAACUAGUUGAAGGGGUGUGUGGGGGGAGGGAUCCUCUUCAUCGCUGAGUGAGACUGCAUCCUGAGAGCAGUUGGCAAUUGGCACCAACAUCACACCUCACUUCUUCUCCAAGUCACGGCGAAUGAGUAUUGGCUCAACGUCCAAGCCUUCAAGCUGGCUGGGAUUCUGGUUACAACAGAAGGCUGAGGAAGAUAGUUUUUGGGACAAGAGCAGGGGCUGUCUAGAUGAGCACUUGAACCUUCAAGGUAUAGAAAGCUGCAGAACAAUGCUGGUUAAUGGGAUUAGUGGAGUACUGGAGGCUUGGCAUGGAUUUGGUGGGCUGGAGAGUGUGCUUCCAUGUGGUGUGACACUUGCUCUGUGGGAUGGGGGUGGGUGGGGAGUGGAGAGAGUAAAGGUAUGGUAUGGUAUGGAAUGGUAGAUCAGGCUCACGAGGCUCUGUGGCCAACUUCUGCUUUUUUUAUGUGAUAUGAAUGGUAUAAAGAUUCACAGCUGAAAUCUCUGCAAUAAACACCUUUCCCUUUCCCCAGGCAAUAAACACCAUUGAGUAAGUGACAAUGUGUAUCAUCUCAGUGGAAAAUCAAAUCACGAAUGGUCAUUUUUCUUCUUGUAUCAGUAGUCAGGGUUUUAUUGGGUUUUGUAUGGCAAUGUGAUCAGGUUUAGUGAGAGGGCUCUCUUGUUCUCCUGAACACCUGAGACUUGAAAACUGGAAUUCACUGCUGGGACGACCUGUUGAAGGAGUAUAGGUGAAUAAUUCAGUUUACCUUUUCUCCCCUUCCUGAUAUUUUUUCAUUUAUUUCUGUGCCUCAGUGAUUCCAUCAGUGGGCUGUGUGUUGAAGCAUUUUGAGUGUGGCCAAGAUUUAGGGUUGCUCCCUGAUCACCUUUA
Molecule: messenger RNA, 2698 nt
Organism: Pristis pectinata (smalltooth sawfish)
Lineage: Eukaryota; Metazoa; Chordata; Chondrichthyes; Rhinopristiformes; Pristidae
Gene: as3mt
Product: arsenite methyltransferase
Exons: 11
Coding region: 22-1401 (459 amino acids)
Biological process (GO): arsonoacetate metabolic process; toxin metabolic process
Cellular component (GO): cytosol
Molecular function (GO): arsenite methyltransferase activity
Source: RefSeq, a predicted model, not a curated record